Molecule: messenger RNA, 4659 nt
Organism: Oryctolagus cuniculus (rabbit)
Lineage: Eukaryota; Metazoa; Chordata; Mammalia; Lagomorpha; Leporidae
Gene: FAM151B
Product: family with sequence similarity 151 member B
Source: RefSeq, a predicted model, not a curated record
CGCUCCGGGGACGCGCACGCGCAGGUGGGCCCCAGGCGCGCGCUCGGCCUGGGGCCGCUGUUGGCGGGGUCAGGUUCCCACGCCGCCCGCGACCGGUUGGCGCCUGCGCGGACGGCGGGCGUCCGUUGCCAUGACAGCGCUCGCCGGAGGCCCGGGGUCUUGGAGUGAAAAUAUCCUGCAGUAUUUCCUGCGAAGGAACCAGAUUGCAGCAGAAGAUGGCGCUGAGGUCACGUGGUACCAUGCAGCCAACCACAAGGCGCAGCUGAGGGAGGCACUGAGCAGUCCUGCUCUCAUGAUCGAGGCUGACGUCCUUCUCGCAAGUGAUGGAUCGGGACACAGCCAGCCAGUCAUGGCCCAUCCUCCCGAAACGAGCAGUGACAAUUCCCUCCAGGAGUGGCUGGCCGAGGUGACCAAAAGCAGUAAAGGCAUCAAGCUGGACUUCAAGAGUCUGGCAGCCGUGGCGCCCUCCAUGGCGCUCCUGAAAGGGGUGGAGGAGCGUCUGCAGCGGCCCGUGUGGAUCAACGCCGACGUGCUCCCCGGGCCCAACGCGGACCGCCGAGCGGUGGAGGCCAGGCCGUUCAUAGACACUGUGACGUCCUUCUUCCCGGAUGUGACCUUGUCCCUGGGCUGGACGACGGGAUGGCAUGCUGAGAAGGCCAAUGAAGGGUACAGCUGGCCGAUGGUGAGGCAGAUGGAACACCUGUGCCGUGAGCUCCAGCAGCCGGUGUCGUUCCCAGUGCGCGUGGCCCUGGUCAGGCAGUCCUGUCCCGAGCUACGCUGGCUGUUGGAGAAAUCAGACAGGUACAGCCUGACUGUUUGGACUGGAAAAGAUGAUAACUAUUCUGUUGAAGAUCUACUUUAUAUUAGAGACUGUUUUGAUAAAAGCAAAGUUUUCUAUGACCUGUUGGAACCACAAAACCAUGAGUUCAAACAAGCCAUUGGAAUUGAAAGUUGAUGCCUGAGACGAAGAUUGUCCUGAAUUGUUUCCUGUGGUUUGAUUUCAUAAUCCUGUUUGGGGCUGAAUUAAUGAUACUGAUACUUCAUCCAGUGAAGAACCGCUCCCUGUGCCAGGUGUGUGCCCUGCACGCAUGGAAGAGGCUUUGUUACGCUGCCCGUGCACAACACGUUUGGAAAGAGCUCUCUGCCUUGUCCGACCGUAAUUUAGGAACAUGAUACUUUGGGCCUCUUUGUAAAAAGCAGUUUUGCCGUACUGAAGAUGAUUGUGAGAGUUCACGCGUGUCAUAAUGGGAAUACAUUAUUUUUAUUGACAUUUUCAUUACAGAGAUUCUGAUAAAUAUGGCACCCUUUUUCUUGGAAAACUGGUCAUUUGAGGAUAGCAAAAAAAGAGACAUAAAAAUAUUUUUAACUUUGACAAUGAGCAGCUUUCUCAUGCCAAGAUCAGACCCACUUCCUGGAGCCAUGAAUUACGUUAGAAGAAUCUAGAAUCCCUCUGUUGUUGGAGAGCACACCGGCAGGCAGCUGAGCCCGUCUCGUGUCUGUGUCGCUGGUUAGCUCUUACUGUAGUGAGCAGAUGCCAGGAAGGGCACACUGACCUGGCACGCGGCAUCACCGUUCCGGUCUCUCAGCUGCCACUCACGCCAGUCCCUGUGGUCCUGUGGGCUGAGGCACGGCUGCUCCGUGACGUCGCUCUGCACAGCACCCGCACAGAGCUUUCCCGAACGUCUCCCUUUAUGUAGAAUCUUCUGUGAGCCCCUCAGGUGUGACCCCAGGGCUCCAGACCAGCCCCGCCCCUCCUCUCCCAGGCUUGUCGCCAGAGCUCUCUAGCUCGUGCUCUCACACUUCACUGUCAUUACCUGAGCUGUUUGCCAGCCGUGUCGCACGUGCUGCGUCUCGGCGGAUUGUGAGUUCCACUGUGGCCGUGCAGACUGAAGAAUCCUGCACAGCGCUCGGCGACAUCCUGAGGAGGGCGUUCAGAACGAGUGUCGCGGCUUUUGUUUGGUGAAAUGUAGAGACCGGUGUGGUGGCACUGCCUGGGACACCUGCAUCCCAGGACAUCGUUCCUGGGUGGAGUCCACUUCUGCUGCGAUCCAGCAGGUAAUGGCCCAAGGACUAGGGCCCCGCCACCCAUGUGGGAGACCUGGGAUGGAGUCCCACCUCUGCUGCGAUCCAGCUUCCUGCUGAUACACCCCGGAGGCAGCAGGUAAUGGCCCAAGGACUAGGGCCCCUCCACCCAUGUGGGAGACCUGGGUGGAGUCCCACCUCUGCUGCAAUCCAGCUUCCUGACUAGGGCCCAUGUGGGAGACCUGGGAUGGAGUCCCACCUCUGCUGCGAUCCAGCUUCCUGACUAGGGCCCAUGGGGAGACCUGGGUGGAGUUCUCGGCUCCUGUCUUCACUUAACCCCAGCCCCAGAUGUUGCAGGCGUUUGAGGAGUGAACCAGCCGUUGAAAGAUCUCUCUUUCUCUCUGCUUUUCAAAUAAAAUGAAUCCCUUUUUAAAAUUUUUAAGUGUGGGAUUGGCGUUGUGGUGUAGUGGGUAAAGCUGUUGCCUAUGCUGCCAGCAUUUCAUAUGGAUGCUGGUUCAUGUCCUGGCUGCUCCACUUCCAAUCCAGCUCCCUGCUGAUGGCCUGGGAAAAGUAGCACAGGAUGGCCUAAGUGCUUGGGCCCCUGACACCCAUGUGGGAGACCCUGGUGAAGCCCCUGGCUGCUGGCUUCAUCCUGGCCCAGCUCUGGCUGUUGUGGCUAUCUGGGCAGUGAGCCAGUGCUGGAAGAUUGUCCCUGUCCCUCCCUCUUUCUCUGUGACUCUGCCAUUCAAAUAAAUCUAUAAAUCUUUUAAAAAAGAUUUUUAAGUGUAACUUACCAGUGAGUGUUGUAAGAUGUAUAAUUUGCCCUUUUUUAUCAAGCAUUUUUCUCUCACAGAUUAAUUCCAUAUAGUGAAAAAGCUUUGAUGUUGAAUUCAGACUUGCCUUAUAGCCCCGUAUCUAUCUGUCUAUCUAUCUAUUUAUCUAUCUACCUUUCUCUCCCUGUCUCUCUCUCUCUCUCCAUAGGCUUUGGGAAACCUAUAAUGCCAUUAGCCCAUGGCUUGCUCUGCAGUGAACUGGUGGAAAAAAUAAGAAUUCUCUUGUAGCGCUGUAAGCAUUGGGUUUCACGUGGAAGAGACGUCUAGCUCAGUGCUCACGACACAGCCAGUGCUCACGACACAGCCAGUGCUCCCAGGUGGCUCCUUUUCUGUCAAACUGGUAGUGUGAGCACCAAGAGAUACAUCGCGAAGCACUGUGGAGGUAGAAAUCCUGGAAGUAAUCCCAUUAUUUCCUCUGGGUUGCAGCCCUAGGUCAGUGCAGUGCUGUUUGUCAAAAAAAGCCUAACAUUUUUUUUUUUUUUUGACAGGCAGAGUGGAUAGUGAGAGAGACAGGGAGAAAGGUCUUCCUUUUGCCGUGGUUCACCCUCCAAUGGCCGCUGUGGCCAGCGCACCACGCUGAUCUGAAGCCAGGAGCCAGGUGCUUCUCCUGGUCUCCCAUGGGGUGCAGGGCCCAAACACUUGGGCCAUCCUCCACUGCACUCCCGGGCCACAGCAGAGAGCUGGCCUGGAAGAGGGGCAACCGGGAAAGAAUCCGGUGCCCUGACCGGGACUAGAACCCAGUGUGCCGGCACCACAAGGCAGAGGAUUAGCCUAUUGAGCCGCGGCGCCGGCCAGAAAGCCUAACAUUUCAUUGUCUAUGCAUGUUUGCCAAAGGCAAGAGUUCAAUUUCAUUGUAAAAUUUUAACAACUACAAUAAAGAACAAUUUGUAAUUUUUAGUAAAAAUAUUUAAUUUUCAAAUUUUCUACUAUUGUGCAUUACUUUUGGAGAGAUUUGAGUUUCAAAUGAAUUGCAAUUUGAUGAAAUUUGAAAUUCAUUUGUUUAGACUAUUAUUUUUGCCAAUUACAUUACUCUUAGUAAUGUUUUUAAAAAUACUUGUGCUGUAGUAAAAUUCUUAAAUAUUGAGAAAUCUUCAAGGUGGAUGCUACUUAGAUCAAGACUUAAAGGUGUAUUUUAACCUGUUCUCAGAAACAAAAAUACGUAAAUGAACUAUAAACUGUUUUCUUGUAAAAUUGUAAUGGGUGUCCAUAUAGGAAAAAGUAGCCUUGAUCCCUUCCUGAAACCAUACACACAUGAUUUGAGGUGAAUUGUAGACCUGCGUGUGAAAGCUAAAACGAAAACUUUUAAAAAGAAUAAAGGAGAAUCUUGAUGACUUUGGAGUAGGCAAGCAUUCUUAUAACCCAGAAUGCACUAACAGUUAAAAAAAUUGGUGGGGUAGGCAUUGUGCUGCAGCAGGUGAAGCCAUCCCUUGGGAGGAAUGCCUGGUUCAAGUCCCAGCUGCCCCACACUUCCUUUCCAACUUCCUGCUAAUGGGCUUGGGAGGCAGUAGAUGGGGGCCCAAGUGUUUGGGUUCCUGCCCCCAUGUGAGAGACCUAGAUGGAGUUCUGGCUGCUGGCUUCAGUCUGGCCUGUGAUGCAGGGAGUCAGCCGGCAGAUGGAAGAUCUCUUUUCCCCCCAUUCCCCCCGCUUCUGUCACUCUGCCUUUCAAAUAAAAAAGUGAUAAAUGGACUCUAGACUCAAAAUUUAAAACAUGAAAGACACCAUUGAAAUAUCUGAUGAAGAGGUCUUAUUAAGAAUAUGUGAAGAACCAUAUACUUGUAAGAAAAAGGAAAAAAAAACACAAAAA